Betta splendens (Siamese fighting fish) is the source of this 11781-nucleotide messenger RNA. RefSeq names its product tenascin. NCBI's taxonomy places the organism in Eukaryota, Metazoa, Chordata, Actinopteri, Anabantiformes, Osphronemidae. The transcript has 23 exons. Gene Ontology annotation, molecular function: protein binding. The record is from RefSeq and is a predicted model, not a curated record. The coding region runs from base 5940 to 11546 and encodes 1868 amino acids.
CUCCUUGUCUUUAUUUACAACUGGUUCUGAGACUAGAAUUGCACAGUGAGCUGCUAUGAAGUCUCACUAAGGAGUAAUUGGUAAAAUGGGCCUGAUGCGUUCAUGACGAGAGUCUCCUCAUUCAUUCAUUUGUCUCCUGCAGACGUUUCUGUGGUUUUCUUCAAGGAGCCGACCCAGUCUGUCCCAGAUGGAAACCCAGCUGCUGAAUUCUGGAGAACCAGUUCAGGCAGCUCUGACUCGGUUCUACACACAGUGGAGUUUUACAUGUUUAAGGUUUGUGGAAAUGAAGUUCACAAGCAACUAUUGGACCUUCACCUGCGCAGCAUCCGGACAGAGCGUCACAUCUGGACCUCACACAGUGUCUCCUCGGGCUCGUAAUCAGUGUUCUGUCUUCACGAUCAGGCCCGGUCCAUCUUCAGGAGAUGAAAGAUGCUGCAGCCUUUAUUGGGAGACAUGGUUCUACUUCCUGCCGCCUCAUCAGAAUCACCAGAACCAGCCCAGUGAUGAUGGCGCCGUCAGCUCUUCUACUGAUGUCAGCUUGGAAUUGGACCGGGGCUGACGUCUUAUCUGUGGCAUCAGAGACCACGAUGCAGAGACAGCGGGCGGUCGAGGCCCUGCGGUGGAACAUCGCAUCACCGAUGAGAAGGAAGCGCGAGACGGUGGAAAGAAGGCAGCGAGGACUUGGCAGGACCCGCGUGUAAAUCAGUGCUAAUCACUUUCUGGGGCUCUGACAGAGGAAGUUCAGGUUUUUCCUGCCCUGUAGAACAAACAGCAGGAGACUGAUUCAUGCGUGUACUGUAAGAACAAACACGGCCUAGACCGGGAGCAAGCAAUGCGAUUUGACUAAUGUAUCAGUCCAGUGCGAAGCAACAACCAGCACUGGUCUAAAGUCAACCUGGUCCAAACCCAGACCAGUCCUUAGGCCCGGCUUCAUGGCACCGGUUCCCGACUAAAUUGGAUCCAUCCCAUCACUAAGCUGCUUUUCAGCUUCCAAUCACCAGAACCUCUCUGCUUGUCAUGCUUCAUUACCAGAACCCGGCUCAGCUCCGCCUGGUGCUGUCCAUCACUGAUGCAUGGUGGUUCUGGUGAAACAUGAUCCAGGAGCAUGUGGGGUGUCAGUGGAUCCCUCCGCAGUCUUGUUUGUUCUGGAUGUGUGAUGUAGAUGCGUUAGUACAGUAUGAACACGUGUGAGUCUGGAUUCUGAUCUUGGGAGUUUUUUGGCUGAGCGAUGGAACGACCGAGAGAUGGAUGGAGACAGACCCGGAACCUUUCACCCUUCUGGGGGGCAGAUGUUGAGCCCUCAAAUCACUGUCUGAUCAAACAGACAGUGACAAACCUUCGCUUGUAUGUCAGUUAACCGCAUGUCCCUCUUCGGCUAUUAGCUAGCGUAGCUGUUAGCUGUGAGCCGCUGAUGUGACCCUCACAGGACUCUGGAGGUGGAGCCUUCCUGCAUCCGUCCCAGACACCUCUGCACACAAGCAUGUGGUAGCCUCUGCGACCUCUAUGACCUCUGCGACCUCUGUGACCUCUGCGACCUCUAUGACCUCUGCAGCCUCUGCGACCUCUAUGACCUGCUCUGAGGCUGGAUGGUGAAUACUCUUCUAAGAACAUUGGCAGUUCUCUAUUGAUUCAUGGACAACGUUCCUAAGCUCUAAUUAAUCAGGCUGAUUCCAGUUUAUUUCCAUGUUCUGUGGCUGUUUCUCUUCCUGUGAACACAGAAGCUGUGAGCAGUGUUUCACAGUCAAGGCCUCCAGAACCUGUAGUGGACCUGGGCCCGGCUCACAGCCGUUAGCCUUAGAAAGGGGAGGCCCAGUAAGGUGUUGACUGCGUCAGUGUAAAUAUGUGAAGGUGAGGAAAGACCCCAAACAGGAAGGAUGAUGAUGAUGAUGAUGAUGAUGAUGUUGAUGAUGAUGAUGAUGACGAUGAUGUUGAGUGUCUGACAUCAGGAAAAGAUCCCAGCUGUUGUGAUGACACUUUGACCUUUCUAGUAAACCUCCGUCCUGGUGGUAACUUUUGGACAGUUGCACAUCUGCAGCCACAUCUGACUCUGAGUUUAUAGACACCAGCCCAACGUGCCUUAUUGUUUAUUAUGUCUAUGUUUGAAGGACCUAAAGACAUGUGGGAACAACUGAACAAACGUGUAGUAAACGGGAAAAAGGGCAAACAGGUGAACCUGAUUAUGGCUUUAGUGAAAACCAAGACACAAGGAUUCACCUUUAAUCUGCUGAAAUGCUCAUAUAUAUAAUAAAUGGACGCUGACCUAACUGAGCAUCUCAACUCAUGAUGUAAAAUAAACAAAGGGAACACUAAGCGUUUGGCUGCGUCUUUAUCUCACCUGGAAAACCAGCAGAACCCGGAUUCACUGGAGGAAACACAACCUCUGGGAUUAUUCUGCGACUUUUGUUUGCUUUUGACACCUGAUGGUCCAUUUAUUCUUGCUUUUUCUUUUCUGCAACCAGUCAGAUAUUUUGUGACUCUGCACCAUUUCUGUGUGAAUAGUUUUGUUUAGAGAGGAAAAUGCUGGUGUGGCAUCAAUCCUCACUUCAAACACAGCAAAGUCCGUUUUCAGUGGCUUUUCCAAGCAACAACCUGUAGCCGUGUGUAGAUGGCCCCUCUCUAGAAAAGGUCCAUAUUCAGAAUAAAAUACUUCACAUUUCAGCGUCUUUCAGCGAGACUGUGGAAUUUCAGCAAAAUGCUGUAAAAAUGCUACAAACCUGAAUGGGCCAUUAAACGUCCACUGGAAGGAACAAAACAAAGGCCUCACAUCCACUGGGGAGGAGUGGGAGGACCUUCGCCCUAGCAUGUUAAUAAUAAUGAAUAUACAGAUGAUUAUAAAGCACAUUUAGGAAGCCACAUAUUGUGAAUGCUCACUCCUGUUCGUUGAUCAGGGAUGUUCUCACUCAUCAGCUGAGCUGCUGUGGUCUGUGGUCCAGGUGGGAGGAGGCUGUGAACCGCUGCUGGUUGCUACGAUGGAGGGAAACCCACAGGAACCGGAGGAACCUGAACCUCACAGCUGAUGGGUCCAAACCGACCUGAGGUUCCGGUGAUGAGCCCGUUUCAGACUUAAUGCCUUCCUACCUAAACAUUUAGCUACUAAAUCCUAUAUCUCAUAUGUGUGUAUGUGUGAAAGCAGCUGCACGCUGAUGGACACAGGCUGCCCGGCUCAGCGUCUCCUGACGGGUCUGGACCCGCUGCCGGGUCGGGUUUCUGCGGCUGCUGUGAAGUGACUGAGCAACGAUACUGAAGUGACAAACCACAGACUUGGUUGAGAAUAUGAAUAGGUUUGGACCAGCAGAUAUUCCUGUGGAAAAGAUAAUGAUGCCAGUUUGAAUGUAAGUGAGGUGUUAAGUACCAACAUACUGCCCUGUCAAAUGUUAAGUAUGAACAUGUGGUUGUCAUGGUAACCCUAAAUGUAAUGGGGCUACGUUUCCCUUUGUGGUCGAGCUUCUGUUGCAUAGAAACAUAAUAUUGACUGAAGGUGAAGCACCUGAACGUGAAGCCUUCAUCGUUUGAUCAUCUCUGUCGUGGCCGUUGGAACAACCUCACCGUUCUCCUGCUGGACUCGUCUUCUGUUUGUGCUACUUCUAGUGACUCGGCUCCACAGCUGGAUUUGAAAUCAGCACUAAUGAAAUGCUUGACUGUCACAGUUCAGUGACAGAAUGUGAUUAUGACAAAUGAUGGUGUCAGUAGUGGCUCCGUCCGCUCCGCCGGCGCUGGUGUGAGCGCCGUCCUUCCUGUUUCACAGGCUGCACCUGCUUCGCAGCGUCUGACUUCCUGCAGAUCCGGCGGCGCUGUCGUCUGGCGCCUGGUGGAGCCUUCACUGCCCUCCUCAGUGUGGCUCUGUUCUGGACUUCUCCAUCAAUCUUCCAUGUUUUGGUGUCAGUUUCGAGCUGAAGCCGUGUUGAUGCUGGAUCCGUUCCACCAGUUGAAUCAGUCGGGCUCUCAGUUGUGUGGUUUGACACAGUGAAGCGCCACCUUCUCUGCUCGGUGGGACGCUGCAGCUCGUCAUGUGCUCAGCAUCGUACACACAUGCUGCACAGAGCUCUGCCUGCUUUAUAUCUGUCCCACGGCCCGGUUUAGAGCGUGUGUCUGGGCCUGUGACCGCGGUCCUGGUCGCUGCAGCUGGCCGCCGCUCACUCAGGCUGCAUUUGCUAUUUGCUGGAGCAGCUGCAUAUGUGGCUGAGAAUAAAACAAGUCCCUUGGUGAUUAUCUGUGACCCUGAAAGUGUUCAGAGGCUCCUGAAGGGUUUGUUUUAACAGCAGAUCCUGUCCUGCCUCAACUAGAGGAUUGAUUUCACUACAUGAUUUGAACUGAAUUCAUCUGCAUUUGGAUCCAAUAGUAGAUCGUCUGUGCGACCGCUGUCUUUCAUUAAAACCUCCCAGAAGCUGAAAGCAAACAAACAAAAAAUAAAGUGGUUGUUUUGUGAUUCUCACAAUGAAAACAUUUAAUGUAGCUGCUCGCUUUGAUCAGUGCUCAUUGGUUUUAUUAGUGAAGCUGAUCAGACUCUACAUUGUGGAUUGUCUACGUCCACGUGUUGGUGCAUUUCCACAUAUUUGAUGUCAGAUUCUUCCUGGAAAAGCUCAGCACCUCUGUCUCCAUGUCUGAGGCAGCAGCAGUGCUUUGGUUGUCAGGCAUCACCGCCGGAGCAGCAGCUUCGUGCCGGGGAAUUGAUGAGAAUUUGGAACUAGAAAAUGGAGAAACCAAAGACGUGGUUGCAUUAAUUAUGGCAGACGGUCAGUUUGCAUAAAAAUGAUCUGACAAGCAUGUGAUUCAUAAUCCAGAGAACCACACUCAGGUGAAUUUCUGAAUAAAUGCCUUGAAGCAACGGAGACGUGUGGGUGGAGCUGAAGGAACCGUUUUCAGACAGACUGUGCCGGUUCCCAACGCAUACGGGCCAAUCAGACCCGCCUCAUCAGGCUGCGGUCCUCCUCCCUCACAGACCCAGAGUCCAGAGGAACAGAGCACAGCGGUCGGACCUCUGCUCUCAGAAACACAGUCACUGGUCACGUUCAUGGUUCCAGGAACAGCCUGUGUGUCAUGUUUACAGCUCAAACGGACUCAAACAGCCAGAAGUGUUGGACAUUUACUCAUGUAUCUGUCUCUUUGCUUUGUGGCAUCGUCUGGUAUGAACGUGUUUUAAUACCACGUAUUAUUAGAUCAUAACUGUCCCAUGUGUCGACUGCAGCCUGAGUCCGUGUCUGGAGACACGUCUGCACAAUGAGGCCAUCAGCUCCACACGUACCUAGAUGGAUGAGGCUCUGCCACCGUGGAGCUGCCGUGUCCCACAGACACCCCGCGUCUAAUUACAUGUCCAAUCUACUGAUCAGCUGGAUUCACACGACUGACGGCACUGACGAGCGUCUGCGUGAUGUCGGAUCCUGAAGCACUGACGGUCAGUGGACGCCCAGAGCUGACGGUUCAAACCCCUUCUGAACAGACGACAGACCCUUAAGGGAUCGUCUCAACAUUCAGAUGUUUUCCAUCGCCCCCCAUCGCCCCCUCCACCCAACAGGGACCUGCAGCGCACAGAGUUACAUCAGAGAGGAGGAGAUGAGGGAGGAAAAUUCUUCGAGUAUGACCAAACGCUGCUGCUCUCCUCCCCUCGCGCUCUCUUUAUUUCAUGGCGUUCUGUGCACCCCCUCCCUCCCCCUGGUUCCGUGGGUCAGUCCAUGGGAGCUGCACAGAGCUGGACAGAAGCAGACUGAGGAAGACUGAGGUCACAGGGGGAAGAGAAGAUCUGAGUGAACCUAAGGACAGCAGCUGACAGAGAGGCCUUCACCCUGAAGACCUGAGGAAAAGAGCCUGAAAAUCCUGGAAACAAUCAGCUUCAAUUCAAGCAAAGAGCUUUAAUCUGCUCUGAUUUCCUGGGCAGGAAAACGGUCCCACAUCUUUCCCUUCCCUCGUUUUCCCAAACAACCACAGGGAUUGUUUUCCUGGCGAUGUUGGCCUUCAUCCCUUCGCUCGUCCUCCUCCUGGCUGUCCCGAGCCUCCUGAACGCAGCAUCCUCCCAGGAGUUACAGGUGGGAGGUGGCAGCACGUCGAGGGAGGCGGCGCUGGACUCCGUCACGGUGGUGAUCUCAGAGGCCUGUGCCACUCAGGGGGAUUCUUCUGAUGUGAGCCAAGCAGGCAAAGAAAUCAGUCUGGCUGCAGGUUCUCCUCUGGUUCUGACCCACAAGAUCAAACUGGUUCCCUGGCCCGGCUCCAGCUCCGCGGCCUGCGGCUGCGAGGCGGACCUCGCUGCCCUGCGGCAGCGGCUGGAGCGCUUGGAGCGGGAGGUGUCGGCCCUCAGGGAGAAAUGUGGAGGCGCCGACGGCGGCUGCUGCACCUCCAAGGAGAGCAAAGGUGCAGGCUGCUCCAUUCACUCAGAGGACGAGUGUCCGAACCACUGCAGCGAUCAGGGCCGCUGUGAGGACGGCAGGUGCGUGUGCUUCCCCGGUUACGGCGGCCCGGACUGCAGCCGCACCGACUGUCCUGGAGACUGCAGCCACAGAGGCAGCUGCGUGAGUGGCCAGUGCGUCUGCGACCCCACCUUCACCGGCCCCGACUGCUCCCAGAGCCGCUGCCCCCACGACUGCAGCCGCCGCGGCAGCUGCGUGGACGGCAGGUGUGUGUGCAGCAGUGGCUUCACUGGUCCCAGCUGUGCAGACCGGGCCUGCGCUGGGAGCUGUCACAGCAGGGGGCGCUGCGUGGACGGGCGCUGCGUCUGCGAUGAAGGCUUCACAGGCGCCGACUGCUCAACCAGAACCUGUCCCAACAACUGCAGCGGGCGUGGGACGUGUGUGGGGGGACAGUGUGUUUGCAGUGCUGGCUCCACCGGACCGGACUGUUCUACCAGAACCUGUCCCAGUAACUGCAGCAACAGAGGUCGUUGUGUCAAAGGAAGGUGCGUGUGCCGGCGUGGCUUCGCGGGACCAGACUGCAGUCGAUGUGACGAGGGAAAGACUGGACCCGACUGUGACACGGUCAUGGCAGGCGUUUCCCAGCUCAGCACUCGAGACAUUAGUGAGACGUCUGCCACUCUGGUCUGGACUCCGCCUGCUGUGCAGUACGACAGCUACCACAUCACCUUCACCAGCCAGAAGGAGAGCGACCAGCAGGUGACCGCCCUGGUGGACGGAGGCCUCUCCUCCUUCACCCAGGCCGGACUGGCCGCCGGUCAGCAGUACACGGUCAUUGUCAGCGGGGAGGUGGGCGGCAGGCGGGGAGCCCAGAGCUCAGCUCACUUCAUGACGCUUAUCCCCAGUCCCACCAACCUCCAAGUCGUAAAGACCACCACCACAUCAGCAGUGGUCCAGUGGGAGAAGCCUCAGGGGGAGAUCGACCAGUACCGUUUGACAGUCGCGCCCAGGGACGGAGCAGGCAAGGAUCAAGUGAUGAGCGUUCCAGCUGACCGGAACUCUGCCCACGUCCUGCAGCUGGACGCCGGACGUGUGUACGACAUCGUCCUGGUUGCAGAGAAGGGCAGGAGUCGUAGCGAACCCGUGAGAGCUCAGGUGGUCCCUGGGAUCUUGUCGAGGCUUUCCGCUGCAGCCUUGAGCAUACAGGUCACACUAGCUCCAGGUCCAAAUAUUGGCAGCGCAGAGCAGGAGUUCAGUUGGUCAACUGACCCACCGGGCAGAGAAGACGUGGCUGACCCUAGCCAUGUUGGAGGUCCUGGUGGAUCCACGGACCCUUCAACCUCUUUAAUUGGAAGAACUAAACCUCUGGUAAGCAAAGCCAUGGCAGGAGGUGGCUCCAAGCUUCGACUACCUGACAGAAACACACUGUUCAAGAAGCCAAAUGUUCCAGGUCGUUUCAAUGCGACCAGGUUUGUAGCCAACGGCAAGAGGUUUGGCUCAGGUCCUCUGAUGAAACCACUUGCUGGAGGUAGGCUGAGGCCACAUAUAGCGCCUGAUAAACCCAAAGCCCCUGUGGAAGACAAGACUGGGCAUUUGACUGAGAGUGACCUGAGCGCUGGCACAUCAAGGCCUGAGAGAACGGAAAACCCAGCUGUCAUGUCUGGACCAAACACAGAGCGACCAGGCCAGCAACAUCACAGCACCUCAGGGUCAACUGGGACUUUGGCCCAAGAGAAAAGAUGUCUGAACAAAAUGAAAGUGACACACAGCAGAUUAGCCCCUAAAGACAGAGGCAGCAGCUGUAGGGAGGACGGAACCGUGGUGGAGAACACAGGCCCAGGCUCCUCAGGUCUAGAUGCUUCAUCCACCCACAGAGAGUCUGACGCUGACUAUUUACCAGAUCCUUCACACAGACUCCUCACUGACACAUUUGACAGUUUAAAUAUCACAAGCUUUUCUGUCCACCUGGUGAAACUGUCCAGUCUGUCUGUAAAGGCAGAAACCGCCAAGAAGCAGAUUAUAGGUGGAUUAAAGUCACAGCCGUCGGUUGCACCGUCAUCAGCUCCACCGUCAAUAAAUUCUGUAAAUGCAUCAUCUUGGAACACAGUCAGGUCAGACUCCGAUGGGCCCAGUGAAGGUUCCACCACGGCUUAUUUAACACACGGGACGUUGCUGCCUUCAGGAGACAGAGAGGUGCGUCGCAACCAGGCAGCACCAAAACGUGGGCGAAACCAGCUUUUAAAAUUUGGGACCUUCCAAAUCAGGAGCCCAGUAAACAGGACACGUCAGCCUCUUGGUUUUAACGUGUUCCCUAAACAAGAGACAGAGACUAGACAGUCGUCUGCAAAUGAAUUCGCUUUGUUUCCAUCUUCCUCUGGCUCAGUAGACAGAAAUGCAGCAGUCAAUGCUAGUAGGGAUGGAGUAACAAAACCUGUGUCCUCUGUGGUUGACCAAGGCCAGAAGAACAAACCUGAGACACGAAGGCAGGUCCCACUUCGACGUCUUCCUCCAAAGCGGGCAUUCAUGCGUCGCCCACUUCCAAACACAGGGCCUCACAACCAGAGUCGGCCAAGUGUGAAGCUCCUCGCUCGUCCCUCUAGACCUGGUCCCAAAGCCGGGACACAGACACAGCCAGCGUCUUCCACAGAACUACCAGCCAUCUCACCUCCUGCCUCCGAAGCCUCCUAUUUACCUGCAGAGCCAGUGAGACAGAGAGAAGCUGAUGGAGCCACCUCCACCACUAACACGGCCAACACUUUAAAUCAGACUGUGAGCCUUCAUAGAACACCUUUGUCCAAGCACCCAACACCCAGAGCUGGGCUUCACCAUGACCUGCAGCGACAUGGUCGACCGUCUACUAACAGAACCCAUCUGAACCUGAGCCAACAUUCAAAUGGAGGCUACAAAACACCGUCUGCAAAGGUGAAUGAGCUCCCAGUGAACUUUGAACUUCCCAGUAUCCCAUUAGGAAACCACAGCAUCCCCAUUGUCCCUGGCUUUGUCCAAGGGGCCAAUGUUAGAAGGUUAGUCGAUGACCGACACUCAACCAUCCAACAUCACACUACCCAGCCUACGCACCAUAAAACCAGCAACUGGGACCACAGUGAUACUGGUAAUGCAGGUCAAAACAGACCCAUCAUUCAGCAAAGUUCAUCCGGUUCAAGAACCGCAUUCCCCAACAAAGAGUCACCAGCUAGAGGUUUGACAGCGCAGCAGCAUAGGCAGCUGAAAAACUACGUCAGUGGAAGCCAUUCAACACAAGGCCAGGACGCCAGGCCUGGACUGGGACCCGGCGCUUCCUCUGCAGGGAUGGGGAGGGAACCUCUGCUCUAUGUGGGAGUGAGGAACCGGACCUCAGAUGGAUUUACACUUGUGUGGGACUCACCACAGGGGAAGUACACAAACUUCAUUGUGACCACAAAAGAGGCUGUAAAGGAUAAAGCACCAAAACUGCAGGACGGUAAAAAAGUCCAACAAGGAGCCUCACAGGACGCAGGACAGCAGCCCAGAGGAGCAGGAGACGGUGCUGGUCCAGAUCAAAACGCCUCGACUCUGAAGGGGGAACGCAGCACCGCUGCUCAGGAGGGGACCCUCACAAACGUUCUCCCUGGUUCCAGUCGCUUGCUGCAGGUCCAGGACCUGUUCCCUCAGACUGACUACACUAUCACCCUGCUGGGAAAAGGUCCGGGCCUCCUGUCCAGACUGCACAAGCUUGUCAUCAGCACAGGCCCGGAGCCUCCGUCUGACAUCGUCUUCAGUGAGGUGACGGAAAACUCUCUGACUGUGUCCUGGACCAAACCAAAGAGUCCAGUCAACGGUUUCAGAGUCACCUACAGCCACUCAGAGGACGCCGACCCGCUGUCCGUGUCCGUGGACUCCCAGGACUCCACCCUGAAGCUCUCGCAGCUCUCGCCCGGCUCUUCCUACGAGGUCAGCGUCGUCUCCCUGCUGGGGCUGGACGAGAGCGACCCCAUCAAAGAGGCCGUGAGCACGCGUGAGUCAGUCCAACUCCCCGACCCUCCAACAGACCUACAGGCUGUAAACGUCACCGACGCCAAAGCCUUGUUGCUCUGGCGCCCGGCGCUGGCUGCUGUCGACCAGUACUCCAUCGUUUACGGCUCGGGUGCAGGUUCAGAGGUGAGAAUCUCUGUGUCUGGGAACUCAGCAGAGCAGCAGCUGAGCGGUCUGGAAGCAUCCACCACCUACACCGUCACGGUCAGCAGCCGGCAGGGCGGUGUGGAGGGUCCUGCAGCCUCCAGCAGCUUCACCACAGCCAGCGGCCCCGCAGACGAGGACGCUCCUCGUGAUCUGCAGGCCAACAACGUGACUCCCCGCGCCGCACGGUUGUCAUGGAAACCACCCUCGAAGCUCAUUGGCAGCUACAGGAUGACCUAUGGGACCGAGGGUCAGGAAAUGAAGGAAGUGACCGUGGAGGCUUCGAUGACCCAGCACCACCUGACCAGGCUGCGACCGGGAGCCAAGUACACGGUGCAGCUGCAGGCAGAGAGAGGAGGACAGCUCCUGCCUACCACCUCCACGGAGUUCACCACCGGACGCCUCAGGUUCCCCUUCCCCAGUGACUGCUCUCAGGAGCUGCUCAACGGCAUCAGGAGGUCGGGCGCCACAGAGAUUUUCCCUCGGGGGAAACUGGUGGCGCCUGUAACGGUGUACUGUGACAUGGAGACGGACGGAGGCGGCUGGACGGUUUUCCAGAGGAGGAAGGACGGCUCUGUGAAUUUCUUCAGAGGGUGGAAGGAUUACGUGAAGGGCUUUGGAGAUCUGAACGGAGAGUUCUGGUUGGGCCUCGACAACCUCCACAACCUGACGGCGAUGAGUAGGAUGAGUCUGCGAGUGGACCUGAGAGACCGCAACGAAUCGGCCUUCGCCACAUACGCGACGUUCGCCGUGGCCCAGAAGAACUACCGGCUGACGGUGGGCGGCUACAGCGGCACCGCAGGCGACUCCCUCAGUUACCACAGCAACAGAAUCUUCUCCACCAGAGACCGGGACCCGCUGCAGUCCAUCACCCGCUGCGCCACGUCGUACCGCGGAGGCUGGUGGUACAGGAACUGCCACGAGGCCAACCUCAACGGCCUGUACGGAGUCAACGUCAAACACCAGGGAGUGAUCUGGACCAGCUGGAGAGGAAAAGAAUUCUCCAUCCCGUUCACCGAGAUGAAGAUGAGACCGGCCGCCUUCAGAGGAUGAACACAGACCAUGAACUGCUGCACAGGUCAACACGCCAGUGUGUUACUGAGGCUCCUCAUGUUUAACCUACAGAUACUGGCUUUGUAAGUCUAUAUAUCAAGCAGGAUCACAUGCAGCUGACUGGACACUCAGCUCAGCAUCCUCCGUCCUCAGGUUCCACAUCAGAGCUGUAGCUUUGUUUGAUGUAAAUAUGUACGUUCACACAACUGACAAUAAAAGGUUGAUGCAAGAAACA